CUGUGACUGCUUUACCUAAUUAUUUGAUGGGUGAACACGCAUGCGCGAAGUGAAACGCUAUCGAAGCUUGCCUCCUGAAGUAGCAGGGAGGGACCCUCGGUAAGUUAACCUUCCUGGUGACGCGGAACAUGGACCAGGACUUCAGUUUCAUCUGCAGUCUUGAUACUGGGGUUUCAAGAUCACCAUGGCCCUUACUCUCAGGUGGCCAGGGUUGAAGCUCCAAGGACUCUGAAAUAAACCAGGCAUGAACUGACUGGCGGUUAAACAUCACUGCAGUCCUCAGAGGAGAGAGGUUUAUUAAUCCAGGUGGCCAUUAAGGUGAUAGACAAGAAAAAAGCACGGCAGGACUCAUACGUCCUGAAGAACAUGAAGAGGGAACCUCGUAUUCAUCAGAUGGUGCGACAUCCUCACAUCGUAGUCCUGUUUGAGACUCUGGAGACAGAGAACAGCUACUACAUGGCCAUGGAGCUCUGUGCAGGAGGAGACCUGAUGGACAGGAUCUGUGAGAGGAAGAGGCUGGAAGAGCGCGAGGUGCGGCGCUACACCCGACAGAUCCUCUCUGCAGUGGAGCACCUGCACAAACACGGCAUCGUGCACAGAGAUCUGAAGAUUGAGAACUUCCUGCUGGACGAACAUAACAACAUAAAGAUUGUCGACUUUGGCCUUAGCAACACUCUGAAGGCAGAGUCGUUGUCUCUGGAGCUUCUCAACACCCAGUGUGGAAGUCCUGCCUACGCAGCCCCCGAGCUGCUCGCCCACAGGAAGUACGGACCCAAAGUGGACGUCUGGUCGGUAGGUGUGAGCAUGUUUGCCAUGCUGACAGGGACUUUGCCCUUCACUGUCGAGCCUUUCAACAUCAAACAGCUGCACCAGAAGAUGGUAAAGGGGGAGAUCAGCAGCAUCCCCAGUGACGUCAGCGAAGGUGCAGCGUCAUUUGUGUUGUCCCUGCUGGAGCCGGACCCGACCAAGAGACCCAGCGUCAGAGCUGCGAUGGAGGAAAGAUGGAUCAACGAGGGAUAUGCCAAGAAACCACUACACACACUCGCUCAUAAAAACAGAUUGUGUCCAGAGGACAUCAACUCGUCUGUGUUGGCACACAUGACAGAGACGCUGGGCUACUCCCCGUCUGAAACCAUUCACACCAUUACCACCAACCGACCCUCCGCCAUCAUGGCCUCCUACCACCUUCUGGUCAACAAGCUCAACAGGAGUCAUAGGGCAACCAAGGCCAGCAAGAAGCUGGAGACCAAUGACUGGAUUCUUCCCAGCAAGAACACGUGGAGAGAGAAGAAUAACACUGAAUCAAAGACGCAGCAACAGAAUGAAGCAACCAGCGGAAAAAGCUCAAAGCAAUGCAACAGGCCUCUGCAAGCCCAGCAGGCAGCUGACUGUCAAAGCAACAGGAGGAGGACCGAGGACCUUCAGCGAAAGCACGACAGGGAGGACGACGAGAACCGCCCCCCGUCUUCCUCGUUGCCCCAGCUACCUCGCUCUGCCUCCCCCCCAAUGCCCCCUCGCAUUCCCUCCCCCUCCCCUGCCUGUCUGUCUGCGGGAGAUGGGCCUACUGAUGAGGAGGUCGCCAUUACCCUGGACAAGAGAGAGAAACUGUUUCCCGAGGUGUCCGUGUUCAGAGAAAAGGAACUGGUUCAUCUGUGUCCUCCUAAGAGUUCUGCAUCGCAGCUCUGUGACUCCGCCCCUUGCCAAGUCCCCCUGCCCGCUGAGCCAAUCAAAGACAACAGCACAGCGAGACCAAUCCGACACACGCACCUGCUCCGGACGACUCAGUCGGACGGGGCAGCAGCAGACCCCGGGUCAGACUGUUUCCAUGACAACCGCAACCAGGACGACCGCUCCCAUCACCUGAGCAUCACCGAGCGGCUAGAGAAGCUGCAGACGUUUUACUCCUCGGACAAGGGUGGCAUCUCUCCCAGGAUGCUCCUUGAGGCUGACACGCGCACCACAACCCCCUCGGACAGAGACCACCCGGGCUCCAUGGAGACAACGCAGACGUCACCCUCUGGCCCCUUGCCACGCUUGCGCAAUGUGGGGCUGAAGGACGGAAGAGCCAGGAAGAUGACGUGGGUGGGGCUGACCCGACCUGGGCCCCCCGGACUCCUGGUCAAUGGGUCCAAACCUCCUGCCUUCCCCUCACAGAGACAACACACUCUGGUCAUGAAGAGCCUCAGGCAGGAGAGAGGGAAGAGGAGAGACCUGCCAGGAGCCGGAGCCGCAGGAGAGAGAGGGACAGCGGGAGGAUCAAAGAGGAACUCGGUUCAGUUGCGGUCGUCCCUCCAGCGCCGGGUGGCGGACCUGAACCUGCCGCUGUUACCUGCAGCCCUGCAGGGAAAAGAUGACAAGAAGAGCCAGCUACACAGUAUGGACUACUGACACAUAGAGAGGAGGAUGGUAGAGCAGCACUGAUUAGACAAGGGAAGGAGGGAGAGGAGAUAAGAAUGAGGUCAGUGAUACAAGUAGCAACCAAUUCAUAAAUGCCAGUUGUAAAGAAAUAGUGGCGGACGGAGGAGGCUGCAUACGGUCACGUGCAGUCACAGAGGUUGUAGCUACAGUGCAUGGACCUCUGGAGAUAUGAGGACUGUGCACAGACAUUUUGAGAAAUGCUACAAAGAGAUACUGAAGCUGAUAUUCUCCACUUGUACUGGUACUGGUUACAUCCACAUAAGAUUUCAUCACAAACACCAGACAGUAUGGAUCAGUUAUGUGCUGCAGUGCCAAAAAUUUAAACCAUGACUCCUCUUUAAUUCAAAUAUGACCUUUGAUAUUUUUUACCGUUGAACCAUUAUUUUUCUUUGAAUACUGUUCUUACAUACAUUUUUGUACUAACGUUCAAAGUAAUAGUAAAAAAUACAAGUCUGAAUUCUA
Molecule: messenger RNA, 2880 nt
Organism: Scophthalmus maximus (turbot)
Lineage: Eukaryota; Metazoa; Chordata; Actinopteri; Pleuronectiformes; Scophthalmidae
Product: hormonally up-regulated neu tumor-associated kinase homolog
Exons: 13
Coding region: 367-2388 (673 amino acids)
Biological process (GO): protein phosphorylation; intracellular signal transduction
Cellular component (GO): cytoplasm
Molecular function (GO): protein serine/threonine kinase activity; ATP binding
Source: RefSeq, a predicted model, not a curated record